AUGGGAGACGCCAGUCAAGCAAUCGAGAUGCCCCAACGCCAAUACGCUCGCCUCUCUCCCUCGGGAAUCAGCGUGAUCAUAGUCGCGCCGGCUUCGGUGGCCUCUGCGCCGCCAUCGAAUGUGAUCGAAAAGGCCAUCAUCUUUGCCUCCAACUCAGGCCGGAUCUUCGAGAGGUGGGAAGGUGUGGUGGAAGACUUGGAUCCCAUCAUUCACAAAUCCGAGGGUCUCAACUUCCACACAUGGGAUGGCGAGUUUCUUACCAGGCAGGUAUGGGAUUCUGAGAAGACUUAUGGGCGGAAAAUCAAUGGUCAUCGGGCGGAGAUCCACGAGAAGGUGUAUCUUCAUGCCAAAGCGAGGGGAAUUGAUAUCCGCUUUGGGCAGACCGUUACUGAUUACUUUGAGACGGAUGACGAGGCGGGAGUGGUAUGUAACGGGGAGAGGUUGACAGCAGACUGCGUUGUGUCCGCAGAGGGCGUCAAGAGCAAAGGCAGGAAGAUCGUCUUGGGCUUCGAGGACCGACCAAAGCCAUCAGGCUAUGCUGUCUAUCGAGCAUGGAUGAAGACGGAUGAGCUCGCAAAGAAGUCAUCGACGAAGUGGUUCUGCCACGGCGAUACCCACAAUGGGUGGAUGGGCGAGGACAAGCAUUUCCUCGUGGCGUCGAUUAAGGGCGGGUCCGAACUGUCUUGGGUGUUGACGCACAAGGAUGAUGGCGACAUCGACGAGGACUGGACGUUUCCUGGAAAGAAGGAGGAUGUGAUCAAGAACAUCGCAUCCUGGGAUCCAGCUCUGCACGACCUCGUUAAUGCUACACCGCCAGACAAAUUGCACGAUUACAAGCUCGUCUUCCGGGAUCCUCUGCCGACAUUCAUAUCGCCUAAAGCACGGAUAGCGCUGAUCGGAGAUGCAGCUCACCCUUUCCUACCAACAUCAAUCCAAGGCGCCAGCCAAAGCAUGGAAGACGGAGUAGCAUUAGCCAUCACUCUAGAGCGAAGCGGCAAAGGAAAAGUCCAGCAGGCGAUCCGAGCAUAUGAAACCAUUCGAUACGAGAGAGUACAUCGCGCACAAAUGACAGGCGUGUCGACGCGGGAACAGUGGCACAAGGCGGACUGGGAGAAGAUACGAAGCAAUCCGAAGUCGUUGCAUCUGAAGCGGGAGUCUUGGCUGCUAGACUUUGACCAGGAGGCCCAUACGUAUGCAGUUUUCGAUGAGACGGUUGCUAAGCUCAAUGCUGAAGAAGCGGCGAGGCAAGCGGAUAGUAGCGCGCCUGCGCCUGCCGUUGAGGCACCUGCGAUAUCUGCAGCUCCCGCGAUCGCACAAACAGAGCUGGUUGGCAUGGGCCAGGCCUGA
Molecule: messenger RNA, 1347 nt
Organism: Cyphellophora attinorum
Lineage: Eukaryota; Fungi; Ascomycota; Eurotiomycetes; Chaetothyriales; Cyphellophoraceae
Product: 6-hydroxynicotinate 3-monooxygenase
Exons: 4
Coding region: 1-1347 (448 amino acids)
Biological process (GO): secondary metabolite biosynthetic process
Molecular function (GO): FAD binding; monooxygenase activity
Source: RefSeq, a predicted model, not a curated record